AUGGCUGGUAGCUCCUCAAUCAUCGCGUCGUCCACGCAAGAGCCAUCCUCUGCCAUAGUGACGCCAUCAGUGAAUCCGCUAGCGAUUUCAUUUUCGCCAGACACACCAUCUGUCACCCCUGCGGCGCUCUCCACAACAACUUCGACAACCAACACACCCCUUAACACCAGUAGUUCUACCACUGUAUUCGUGCAAACGCAAGCCCAGGCUGCCACUACCAGCAUCGUUCCGACCACUACCCAGGCCGAGACCCCCUCGACCACUGCUGCAGCACCCACACAGAGCCAGGCCUCCUCCUCUAGUUCUUCCUCUUCCGGCACAUCACAAAGUGACAUUGAUCAAUAUCUUAACGAUCAAAAUACGGUCCGCGCGCAGCAUGGCGCCUCAGCCUUCACAUGGAACAAUACUCUCGCGGAUGCGGCGCAGAAGUGGGCCAACGGCUGUGUCUUCCAACAUUCCGGUGGCACUCUUGGUCCCUACGGAGAGAAUCUUGCUGCCGGCACGGGCAGCAGUUAUGGCAUUUCUGCGGCCAUUACUUCGUGGACAAGCGAAGUUUCUCAAUAUAAUGCGAAUGACCCCGUCGCGUCGCAUUUCACUCAAGUCGUGUGGAAGGCUAGCACAGAGGUCGGCUGUGCUGUUCAAGAUUGCAGUGGCAUCUUCCCGGCCAGUUUCGGCCUGGCGCAAUACUACGUAUGCGAGUAUUUCCCCCAGGGCAACGUCAUCGGGGAGUUCGCGUGA
Messenger RNA from Postia placenta MAD-698-R-SB12, 738 nucleotides. RefSeq lists its product as hypothetical. The record is from RefSeq and is a predicted model, not a curated record. The coding region runs from base 1 to 738 and encodes 245 amino acids. The transcript is spliced from 5 exons. Lineage: Eukaryota; Fungi; Basidiomycota; Agaricomycetes; Polyporales; Adustoporiaceae.